This is a messenger RNA of Orbicella faveolata, 1686 nucleotides long. Its product is annotated as E3 UFM1-protein ligase 1 homolog. Gene Ontology annotation, molecular function: UFM1 ligase activity. The record is from RefSeq and is a predicted model, not a curated record. Lineage: Eukaryota; Metazoa; Cnidaria; Anthozoa; Scleractinia; Merulinidae. Gene Ontology annotation, biological process: regulation of proteasomal ubiquitin-dependent protein catabolic process; protein K69-linked ufmylation; response to endoplasmic reticulum stress. Gene Ontology annotation, cellular component: endoplasmic reticulum membrane.
UCGAAAUGGCCGCCAUCUUGAAAAUAACCAUGCGCAGAUUUACUGUGCAUUUGUUAUCAAGGCUACUGCUGAGCCAGUGCAGGCUCAGGAUCAGGAGAAAAAGAGACCAAAACAUGGCGGAUUGGGAUGAGAUAAAAAGAUUAGCGGCCGAUUUUCAACGUGCUCAGCUGAGUAGCACGGCUCACAAACUUUCGGAAAGAAAUUGCAUUGAGAUAGUACAGAAAUUGAUUGGUCUUGGCCUUGUCGAGGUUAUUUAUACCACGGAUGGCAAGGAAUAUUUAACCCCACAACAGCUUGAACGGGAGAUAAAAGACGAACUGUUUGUUCAUGGAGGAAGAGUUAAUUUGGUGGAGUUACAGCAGAUUAUAGGUGUAGACCUAACCCAUAUUGAGAAUAAAGUCAGUGAAAUUGUAAAGCAUGACAAGAAUUUGAUUGUCAUCCAAGGAGAACUUAUUGACAAUAACUACUUAGACCAAGUUGCAGAGGAGAUCAAUGACACCCUGCAGGAGUCUGGUCAAGUGAUUAUUUCAGAGCUUAGCAAGACAUUCACACUGUCUACUGACUUCCUCCUUGAGAUUGUUGAGGCCCGACUAGGAACAAUCAUCCAUGGGCAGCUUGAUCAACUCGAGAGAGGUGUCCUGUUUACUGAUGCAUUUGUGGCUAGGCAAAUGGCUUGCAUAAGAGGAGUGUUUAGUGCUAUAACAAAACCCACUCCUGUGUCAUCUCUUAUGGCUCAGUACGGAUUCCAGGAAAAGCUCUUUUACACUGAUAUUGACCAGUUAUGCUCUGAGGGUCGCAUAUCAGGCAGCAUACAGGGGCGACAGGACAAGGCUGUCUUUGUUCCAGAUAUUUAUUCCAAGACACAGACAUCUUGGAUUGAUGACUUCUUCAACCAAAAUGGCUACAUUGAGUAUGAUGCACUUUCACGGCUUGGUAUUACUGACGGAAGACAAUUUUUGAAGAGGAGGUUUCAAAAGUUACCAGUGAAGUUUCUUCCCACCUGUUGUGUGGGUGAGUCUUUACAAGACCAGGUCGAAGCUGCUAUCGAUGAAGCUCUUUCCGGUGGUGAAUGGGUCGACAUACUGCCUCUCCUUCCAUCGCCAUUUACUCCAGAUGAUGCCGCCCAAUUGUUACAGGGUUGUCUGAAGGCUUCUGGUCGCUCCUCAGCUCAUGUGUUUUGUGAGAGUAUUGUGGUCAGUGAACAGUUCCUACAAAACUGUAAAGAUCCCUUCCAACAACUGAUGCAAGACAAGGCUAAGGCAGUAAGUUAUCAGUGACCAUUCUUGACUGGCUUUAAAUGUGACCAAUAAUUAACCUAUCUGGUAAAUGCCAGGGUGGAUCUAGUGGGUUCAAGGGGUUCAAUCCAGCCCCCUAAAUUAAGAAAAUGAGACAUUAUAACACACUGACUUGGCCUCAGAAUGCCGGAAAUCCCAUUUCUAAGGACCUCAAUUUAAAAGUUUUAUCCCUUUAAGGGAUCCCCUUUGGCACUCUGUAUCUCGAGCCCCCUUCUCUAAAAUCCUGUAUCCACCCCAGAAAUAUAUGCUUUAAGUUCACAGUUUUGAUCAUCAAUGCUCCUUUUUUGUCUUCCUUGCAAUCUUGCACUGCUACUCCACUGAUUCAAAUCCAAUUGUAUUAUGUUGUUCCAGAUUUAUACCUACACUCCCACAGAGGGUUUAUUGGUUUGAA